AUGAGUGGCGGUGGCACCGGUAGGGGUUCUGGUCGUGCUCAUUUUCGGAGCAGGUUGGGCUGUUGCAUUUGCGGGACCAAGUCGUCUAGUUCUCGUUUCACUGCUUCCGAGCGCUACGCGGAACACUUUGGGCCCUGCUUUGGUGAUAUCGCCUCUAGGCGCUGCGGUGACCUCUGCAAUGCUUGCGUACUCUGCGUCAAAAGUGUGGCGCUAAACCAAGGCGUUGUGAGUGAGGCAGGUGGAGGGAACCAAGCUGCAGCACCAAUCGCGAUUGCGUUCGUGGGUAUGGUGGCUGAACUGAUGAUGGUGUUGGAUAGCAAACAGGGUCCUGGUCCGAAGCACAUGAAGGAGAUUACAAAGCGAGCCCGUCGUCGAGAAGCAAAACAACAGCAAAUGCUGCAACUCCAAAAGCAACUACUGCACCAACAACAACAACAACAACAGCACCAGUUGUCUACACGAGUGAAUAGCCGCAUCACUUCUGUGGGUACUGAUGGUUGCAGUGGUGUUGGAGGGGCUCCAAACAACAGUUCCACAUCAACUGUUUCUCGAGCGCUACACGGUCACCACCACGGCCACCAUUUGGUGCACCACUCGGCCACGUGCGUUGCCUGUUGGGCAGAUCAGAAUAAUGGCAGUACUGUCGCCGCCGUUGCCGCUGUCACUGCUGGCUCCACGCCUGUGACCGGUGGGGGAGCUGCAGCCGUAUCACCGACUCCAACUGCCAACGUGGUACGAACACGUUCAUCCGUGUCUCGAAAACUCGAUUCAAUUACGAAGAACUCUGGUACCAUUCCUAGCGUGGACUUAGCUGCUGAUUUCGACGCUAUCAGCAAUUUGGCGGAAAUUUCCACCUCCUCUUCGUCAUCAUCUUUGCAUUAUCCCCAAAUGCGGUCUGACACUACCUCCCUCCUCUCAGCAUCACUUUCCCGUUCCGGACUUGGUGAAUCGAGUAGCAGUCAGGUCAGCCUGUGCGACAGUCACUCGCCAGCUAGCCUCCAUCAUCUCAAUGAGCACUUCCGCCCACCGCGUCCACCGCAGGGGAGUGCUGUAUUACAGGGCAAUGGGGGGAAUGCCAACAGCGUUAUCCCCGUCAGUGGUAUUGUUGGUAGUGGUAGCGGUGGUGGUAAUGUUAGUGUUGGCGUAUUGACCCGAGCUGCAGCUUCGGCGUCGGCAUCAAACUCCUUCGGCAGCUUCUUUGAUGGAGCUUCGUCGACAGCCUCCUCCACCACCUCGACGCCCUCUACACCAACUCGUCGACACAAUCGGCGCACGCGUCUUCCACCUGUUAAAAUAUCUUCUGCUGGCCUUGAGCCACGUGCUCAGCCCAAAAUACCAUUCCAUACGCCUUGCUAUAUUGCACGCAGAGAUAACAACAAUGUGAGCCUGGACAAUCGUCAAAUUAACAUGGCUAUGCAACGCGAGAUUCGGCUGCGUAAUCGAAUCGUCAAUCCUCCUUCAGCAGCCUUUAAGGGACCUCAGGCACUCACUGACACCUCGGCAACCGAUGCUGAAGACCGUUCCGCUCCUACUGUCUCUGCUACUACCACUGGUGCCACUGUCGGAAACGCUGCUGCCCCAGCUAGUGGUAGCAGUCUCUCAACUGACCUUCGCGUCUAA
Messenger RNA from Hydatigera taeniaeformis, 1620 nucleotides. NCBI's taxonomy places the organism in Eukaryota, Metazoa, Platyhelminthes, Cestoda, Cyclophyllidea, Taeniidae. The record is from the annotation of a GenBank genome assembly.